AGUUGUGUGCCACACAGCGCAGCGUACACAAGUCCCGGGUCAAAACGUUAGGUGACAUCCGUUAUCAAUAUCCUGUUCAGUACCCAACUCGCGAUCUGGUCAAAAACGACUAGUGCCAAUUGUUAAUGCAGUGAUCAUUGAUUUUUCUUAAAAUCAUAUAGAACUCAAGGAUAUUUAUCUGAAACAAACGUUUCAAUAUGCCCGAUACGGAGAUUAUUGUGACAAAUGCCGGGGAGCCUUCGACGAAGGCGAGUCUCAUCGUAGUCUCGAAUCGUUUGCCAUUCGUCCUGACACGUAAUUCUAAAACCAAGGAGUUGGAACGUAAGGCCAGUGCUGGCGGUCUUGUUACGGCCGUCUGUCCGGUUGUCAUCAAGGGCAACGGCCUUUGGGUGGGCUGGUCUGGCAUACAUCUAGAAGAUCCCAAUGAGGCGAUACCCGAAUCAAAUCCCUACGACCAGACGCCCACAGCUGGACUUAAAUCCGAUCAAGUUGUCUCCGUUAACAUUGAUGCAAAAAUCUUUGAUAGCUAUUACAAUGGAUGCUGCAACAAGAUCUUCUGGCCGCUCUUCCACUCGAUGCCAGGACGUGCCAAUUUUGGCGGAGAACAUUGGCAUGAUUAUGUUACGGUCAAUAAACAUUUCGCUGUGCGCACCAUUGAGGCACUGGAGAAGUGUCUGGCCAAUAAAAAUGGCAGCGAGAAGAAUCCUCCGAUUGUUUGGAUACACGAUUAUCAUUUGAUGUUGGCAGCCAAUUGGGUGAGGGAGCAUGCCGAGGAGAAGAAUCUGCCCUGCCGUCUGGCAUUCUUCUUACAUAUACCUUUCCCGCCCUGGGACAUCUUCCGUCUGUUGCCCUGGUCCGAUGAGAUAUUGCAGGGUAUGCUUGGCUGUGAUCUCGUUGGCUUUCACAUUCAGGAUUAUUGCCUUAAUUUUGUGGACUGCUGCCAGCGUAACCUUGGCUGUCGUGUGGAUCGCAACAACUUGCUGGUGGAGCACGGUGGACGCACAGUCCGUAUCCGUCCACUGCCAAUUGGCAUUCCCUACGAGCGUUUUGUUAACCUGGCCCAGAAUGCACCCAAAGUGCUGAAGACCUCGAAGCAACAGAUUAUUUUGGGUGUGGAUCGAUUGGAUUACACCAAGGGAUUGGUACAUCGUCUGAUGGCUUUUGAGGCCUUGUUGCUUAAAUAUCCGCAGCACAAGGAGAAGGUCAGCUUGCUGCAGAUCUCGGUUCCCUCACGCACAGACGUCAAGGAGUAUCGUGAGCUCAAGGAGGAAGUGGAUCAACUGGUUGGACGCAUCAACGGACGCUUUACCACUGCGAACUGGGCUCCCAUUCGCUACAUUUACGACUAUGUGAGUCAGGAUGAGCUGGCAGCGCUCUAUAGGGAUGCAGCUGUGUGUCUUGUGACGCCUCUUAGAGAUGGUAUGAAUCUGGUGGCCAAGGAAUUUGUUGCGUGCCAGAUUAAUGAGGUGCCCGGUGUACUGGUCAUCUCUCCUUUCGCUGGUGCUGGCGAGAUGAUGCACGAGGCGCUGCUAUGUAAUCCUUAUGAGGUGAACGAGGCCGCCGAGGUCAUACAUCGUGCCCUGACCAUGCCCGAGGAUGAGCGUGUGCUGCGCAUGGCGCGUCUGCGACGUCGUGAGGCGGAGUGCGAUGUCAGCCACUGGAUGCGCUGCUUCCUCAAGGCAGUGGGCGCCCUGGAGAUGGAUGACGUCGGCACCACCAUCAUGCAGCCUGUCUCUGUGGACGACUUUGAUGACUACUUACUCAAAUACAUCGGUUAUAAUCACAAGCUGGCCUUGCUAUUGGACUAUGAUGGUACCCUGGCACCCAUUGCCCCACAUCCGGAUCUGGCCACGCUUUCGCCAGAGAUUAAGAAUGUGCUCUUCAAGCUGUCCAAUCACUCGGAUGUCUAUGUGGCCGUCAUCUCGGGACGGAACGUGGACAAUGUUAAGAAAAUGGUUGGAAUUGAGGGCAUUACCUAUGCCGGUAAUCAUGGUCUGGAGAUUCUGCAUCCCGAUGGCAGCAAAUUUGUCCAUCCCAUGCCCAUUGAAUACGAGGACAAGGUGAGUCAUCUGCUCAAGGCACUACAGGAUUCAGUUUGUCGCGACGGCGCCUGGGUGGAGAACAAAGGAUCUCUGCUCACGUUCCAUUAUCGAGAGACGCCUGUACAGCUGCGACCCGAUAUGGUCGACAAGGCGCGUAGUCUGAUUGAGAAGUACGGCUUCAGAGCAACGGAGGCGCACUGCGCUCUCGAGGCACGUCCUCCAGUACAGUGGAACAAGGGUCGUGCAUCCAUUUACAUAUUGCGCACAUCCUUUGGUGUGGAUUGGAAUGAGCGCAUCAAGAUUAUCUAUGUGGGUGACGAUCUUACUGACGAGGAUGCCAUGGUGGCGCUCAAGGGUAUGGCGCGUACAUUCCGUGUCACAUCCUCGGAUAUUGUGAAGACCGCUGCCGAUCAUCGUUUGCCCUCGACUGACUCCGUGUAUACGCUGCUCAAAUGGGUGGAACGACAUUUUAUGGGCCGCAAGGCGCGGGCCAAUUCCUUGACUUAUCGACCCACCAAAGGCGAUGGUGUUCAAAUGCAAAUGUCCCUCGAAGUUGCCUCGUCAGCCAACAGUCUCGACGUGUAAAAUACGAUCACACAUACAUAUGUAAUUUGUAAGAUUUUAAGAAUUAAAUAAACCAACAAAAAUAUA
Molecule: messenger RNA, 2693 nt
Organism: Drosophila innubila
Lineage: Eukaryota; Metazoa; Arthropoda; Insecta; Diptera; Drosophilidae
Gene: Tps1
Product: alpha,alpha-trehalose-phosphate synthase [UDP-forming] 56 kDa subunit
Exons: 4
Coding region: 198-2627 (809 amino acids)
Biological process (GO): trehalose biosynthetic process
Cellular component (GO): cytosol; alpha,alpha-trehalose-phosphate synthase complex (UDP-forming)
Molecular function (GO): catalytic activity
Source: RefSeq, a predicted model, not a curated record